AUGGGAUCCAAGCGUCCGCGUGAGGUAGACACAGCUCCGGCAGUCGAGGACCUUACUUUGGAUGGGCCACCAGAGAAGAAACCGAGGGAACUAGAGAGGCACCUGCGUGAAUCUUCCCAGCGAAGUAUGCCUCACUCAUUCGGAAUUCGCGUAUCAUCAGCGGCAAGCGGCAAUGCUCCAGGAGCAGAAGGAGCAGCUACGAAAUUGGGAGAAUCUCCCAUAAUGCUUAAGACUUAUUGCCAGCAUGAUGUUUCUCUGCCAGCAGGCUAUCCAGAACCAUACGAUUUUGAUAAGAUGGCUCAACCGGCUGACCAUAAGCCCGCGAAGGAAUAUGCAUUCACGCUCGACGCUUUUCAGAGAGAGAGCGUCAAAUGCAUUGAGCGAAAUGAAAGCGUACUUGUAGCGGCCCAUACCAGUGCUGGAAAGACUGUUGUCGCAGAAUAUGCAAUCGCCACGGCAUUACGCGAGAAGCAACGUGUUAUUUACACAUCCCCGAUCAAGGCGUUGAGUAACCAAAAGUUUCGAGAACUUGAGCAUGAGUUCAGCGAUGUUGGCCUCAUGACAGGAGAUGUAACUAUCAACAAAAACGCUUCAUGUCUCGUCAUGACUACUGAAAUUUUGCGCAGUAUGCUCUACCGGGGCUCGGAAGUUGUGCGCGAGGUGUCAUGGGUUAUUUUUGAUGAAGUUCAUUACAUGAGAGACCAGGAAAGAGGAGUUGUUUGGGAGGAAACAAUCAUUCUCGUCCCACAGAAUGUCCGUUUUGUCUUUCUUAGCGCGACGAUUCCGAAUGCCAGGGAAUUUUCUGAAUGGAUUGCGCAUCUCAAGAAUCAACCGUGCCAUACGAUCUACACCGACACGCGACCAGUGCCUCUGCAGCAUUAUCUCUUCCCGUCUGGCGGUGAGGCCUUACACCUAAUAGUCGAUGACAAAGGCAACUUCAAAAUGGAUGCAUUUGAGAAAGCAAUGACCGAGAUGGGGUCGAACAAGAAUGACAAGCUCGGUAGCGGCGGCGGUGGGGCUCUUGUGAAAAAAAAGAAGAAUCGUCGAGACUCUGGCGUUCCUGGCAAAUCGGAUUGCUUCAAAGUUGUGAAGAUGAUCAUGGAUCGCGACUAUCAUCCAGUGAUAGUUUUCUCGUUUUCACGACGAGACUGUGAAGCAAUGGCCAUGCAAAUGGCUCAGCUUGAAUGCAACAACGAAGAAGAACAGGAGCUUGUUAGCAAGGUCUUCGAGAAUGCUGUUUCAUCUCUAAAUGUCGAGGAUCAAAGCCUCCCUCAGAUUACGGCGAUUCUUCCACUGCUGAAGAAGGGAGUUGGCAUACAUCAUUCUGGACUGCUGCCAAUCAUUAAAGAGGUGGUAGAAAUCUUGUUCCAAGAGGGCCUGUUAAAAUGCUUGUUUGCAACUGAGACGUUUUCAAUGGGGCUCAACAUGCCCGCUCGUACUGUGGUGUUCUCUCAGUAUCGAAAGUUCGAUGGGUCACAAUUUAGGCCAAUCCUUGGAGGAGAGUACGUGCAAAUGAGUGGGCGUGCUGGUCGAAGAGGAAUAGAUGCCAAAGGGAUUGCGAUUCUUAUGUGUGACGAGAAGAUUGAGCCAACAAUGGCCAAGAAUAUCAUGAGCGGAUCUGCGGAACCAUUGAAAUCUACUUUUCGGCUUGGUUACAACAUGCUUCUCAAUCUCUUGCGAGCAGAAGAAGCCGAUCCGGAGUACGUCAUAGCAAGAUCAUUAGCUCAAUUUCAGGCGGACAGAGCGCUCCCAGCGAAUGAGAAGAAGCUUCAAGAGCUUGAGAUGGAAAAGGCUAGCAUGGUCGUUGGUGGACAGGGAUUUGGGGUCGAAGAACACGAAGUCAAAACCUAUUUUAAGCUGCGGGAGGUUGUGGAGAAGUUGCGAAAAGAGAUUCGAGACCUCAUCCACAAACCAUCGCAUAUCGUACCGUUCCUGCAACCUGGGCGACUGACACGGGUGCGUGACGAGAAAUUAGACAUUGACUACGGAUGGGGUGCUAUCAUUCAAUUCACUCGCAAAGGGUCAGCAUCCCGGAAAAAGCCAGAAGACGAACGAUAUAGUAUUGACGUCCUGUUGCGGUGUGAAGCCGGAUCUAACAAAGGAAAGCGACCUCGUCCGUAUAAGUUGCCUGCCAAGAGUAAGAGCGAAAAUGGGAGCAUAUCUAAAGACAAACGGAAGGCCAAUGCUCCACCAAAAGAGGAAUGGAUUGUUGUGAACUCCACGUUUAGAGAUCUGGACGGUCUAUCUGCAUUACGGGUAUACAAACCCGCAGAUCUACGAUCAGAAGCAAGUAGGGCAGCGGUGGGGGCGUCAGUUGUUGAGGUUUUGCGACGCUUCCCGGACGGACCACCAAUGCUAGACCCUUUCGGUGAUCUAGGUAUUUCGGACGAAGGCCUUCCAGUUUUGCUGCGAAAGGCUGAAGCUGUGGAAGAAGCGCUGAUUGCUUCACCAGUAGCCAAGUGUCCUCGUCUUGAAGUAGUCAUGUCUCAGUGGCGCAAGAAGCAAGGUAUCAAUGACAAGGUGAAGGCCGUGAAAAGAGAGCUUGAAAUCGCAAGAGGCAUCAUACUGAAAGAAGAAUUGAAGCGCAUGAAAAGAGUAUUACGCAGGCUCAAUUUUACGGACAACGACAGUAUCGUUCAAGUCAAGGGCCGUGUUGCCUGUGAGGUCAAUUCUGCAGACGAACUUGUGAUCACGGAACUGCUGCUGGGAGGUAACCUUAAUCAUAUGGCUCCCGAAGUUCUCGUUUCUCUGUGCUCCUGCUUCAUCCUUGAUGAAGGAAAAAAGGAUGAAAAUUUGAAGCUCGAAAAGGACCUUGAAACUGCGUACCAAACGGUAAAAACUGUUGCCACGAGAGUGGCAACUGUGACAAAAGAAAGCAACAUUUUAAUCGAUAUUGAGACUUACGUCGAGUCAUUCAGCCCCAAUGCGAUGAAUGUGGUUUACUUCUGGUGCAAAGGACAGAGCUUCUCCGAGGUUUGCAAGUUAUCUGACUUGUUUGAGGGAAGCGUGGUUCGUUGCUUCCGAAGACUAGAGGAACUGCUUCGCCAACUGGUUGCAGCAGUGAAAGGAAUUGGUAAUACAGAGCUCGAGCAAAAGUUCGAGGCUGGUUCUGCUGCUUUGAAGCGAGGAAUUGCAUUCCAUGCAUCUCUGUAUACUUGA
This is a messenger RNA of Chondrus crispus (carragheen), 3159 nucleotides long. Its product is annotated as superkiller viralicidic activity 2-like 2, putative. The transcript has a single exon. Gene Ontology annotation, cellular component: nucleus. The coding region runs from base 1 to 3159 and encodes 1052 amino acids. Gene Ontology annotation, molecular function: RNA helicase activity; RNA binding; ATP binding. The record is from RefSeq and is a predicted model, not a curated record. Gene Ontology annotation, biological process: RNA catabolic process; maturation of 5.8S rRNA. Lineage: Eukaryota; Rhodophyta; Florideophyceae; Gigartinales; Gigartinaceae.